Molecule: messenger RNA, 1961 nt
Organism: Pistacia vera
Lineage: Eukaryota; Viridiplantae; Streptophyta; Magnoliopsida; Sapindales; Anacardiaceae
Product: pentatricopeptide repeat-containing protein At4g08210-like
Exons: 3
Biological process (GO): RNA modification
Molecular function (GO): RNA binding; protein binding
Source: RefSeq, a predicted model, not a curated record
AUNCCAGCAAGGAAUGUUGUGUCCUGGAAUACUAUAAUUGCUGGUUUGGCCGACAGUGGAAGUUUGCAAGCGCUGGAAUUUGUGUGUAUGAUGCAUAAAGAAGGUUUAGACCUUGAUGAGUUCACAAUACCCUGUAGUCUAAAAGCAUGCAGUUCUCUUGGUUUGUUAGAUAUGGGGAAACAGAUUCAUUGUCAUGUUAUUAAGUCAGGUUUUGAACAUAGUUGUUUCACUGUUUCGGCAUUAGUUGACAUGUAUUCAAAUUGCAAUGUGUUAAGUGAAGCAGUUAGGUUAUUUGAUCAAUACUUGAGUUGCGAUGCUUUGGCUUCUAACAACUUGGCACUUUGGAAUUCUAUGCUUUCUGGCUAUGCUAUUAAUGAACAGAAUGAAGCAGCUGUGAGUCUCCUUUUACAAAUCCAUAGCUCUGGUCUGUAUAGUGAUUCUUACACUUUUAGUAGUGCUUUGAAAGUCUGCAUCAACUUACUUAACUUGAGACUUGGGCUUCAAGUGCAUGGUUUGAUAGUCACUAGUGGGUAUCAGUUAGAUUAUGUUGUAGGAAGCAUUCUCCUAGAUCUCUAUGCAAAACUGGGAAAUGUAAAAAAUGCGUUGGGUCUGUUUCACAAGCUUCCAAAGAAAGAUAUUGUAGCUUGGUCUGGUUUGAUAAUGGGGUGUGCUAAAGUGGGAUUGAACUCAUUAGCAUUUUCACUGUUCAGAGACAUGGUACGUUCAGAUCUUGAAGUAGACCAGUUUGUUAUUUCAAGUGUUCUAAAGGUUUGUUCAAGUUUGGCAUCUCUUGGAAGUGGCAAGCAGGUUCAUACACUGUGUGUUAAGAGUGGAUUCAACACAGAGGAAGUUACAUUAACGUCGCUUAUUGAUAUGUAUUUAAAGUGUGGUCAAAUUGAGGCUGGUUUAGCAUUGUUUAACUAUAUGCCAGAAAGAGACAUUGUGUCUUGGACUGGGAUCAUUGUAGGGUGUGGGCAGAAUGGAAGACCAAAGGAAGCUAUUACAUUUUUUAAUGAGAUGAUACAAUCAGGAUUGAAGCCAAAUGAGGUCACCUUUCUAGGUGUUCUUUCUGCCUGUAGACAUGCUGGUUUGGUCGGAGAGGCAUGGACCAUAUUUAAGUCCAUGAAAGCUGAUUUUGAAGUGGAACCUCAUUUAGAGCAUUAUUAUUGCAUGGUUGAUCUUCUUGGUCAAGCUGGAUGCCUCCAAGAGGCAAGGAAACUGAUUGCUGACAUGCCAUUUGAGCCUGACAAAACAAUUUGGAGCUCCAUGCUCAAGGCCUGUGGAAUUUACAAGAAUAUUGAACUGGUUGGUGUUGUUGCUGAACAACUAAUUGCAGCAUCACCAGAAGACCCUUCCAUAUAUGUGAUGCUUUCAAACGUUUAUGCUGAAUUGGAAAUGUGGGAUAGUUUAAGCAAAGUGAGGAAUGCUGGUAAGAAACUGGGCACAAAAGAGGCAGGAAUGAGCUGGAUUGAGAUUUCAAGUUAAGAAAUCCCCCUAUACAUUGCAUUAAGCAACUGCAUAUUGUCAAACGUUUGAAAUUAAGUCAUUAGGUUAAAUACUACAAGCUAAAGAAUAGGUUUGGAGCUAAUGGAAAUCUUUAGAUGCAGAAACAUCCUGCUGCAUUUGAUAUCUGGAGGAUCUCACUUAGAAGGAUCCAUAAUUGUAAAAGUGAAGAAUUUGAGAAGGGAAUGAGAGACUAACUAAAGAAAAAAAAGAUAUGCUGAAGGUCUAAAAAGGAGAUUAGGAAUGGUGAUGGUUUGACGAUUCUUCAUAGUUAUAUUUGACUUGGUUGACACAUAUCAUCCAUUCCCACCUCACGCAUGUAGGACAAAAUUAUUAAGGUUGAUUACUCUUUACAGCCCCGUUAAAGACUGCUAUCUGCAAUUCAUUUUUGUGCCAGAAGAGAGUCGAGAGAACAACAAAAAGAAAAACAGUGUGUCGAAGUGAAUACACUACACGAA